AUGUCUGUUGAUAAGGCAGGGCUAGUUGCUAAUUCCUCACGUGAACAGUCACAUGGUUCAUCAGAUAAGGAUCAACUACAUCAUACUACCACCACUGGGAUGUUUUCCAAUGAAGAGAUACAGACUCUAAGGCGUUUGCUAUCACAACUUGAAUCGCAAUCCACCACAGUUGCCUCUUCCAAUUUCAUCAACUCAGGUAAUGCUUUUCUAGCCAAUCUUAAUAAUUCUUUUUGGGAAAAGAAAAAGUUCGCACUGCGGAGGGAUCCUUAUCCGAAGUUUCUGGAACAGGGAGAGCAUAGGAAGGAAGAGGUGUAUUUUCCCUCAUCCUCAUCCUCUCACAACCUUCAAUUUCAGGGGGAGAAUCUAGAUUUAGAGCCUAUAUCUAACAAUGAUACUCAGGGGGAGUCACCUAAAUCUCGAGAAAGACUAAAAAGGCCAGAUUUGAGAAUAUAUACUCGGCGAAACAAGACAGAUAUAGCCAUCGAGCAGAAGACUGCUGAUCAACUGGAAUCCUUGGAUUCAAUUCCUGGAUAUCUUGAGGACCAUGAAUGGAGGCAAGCUAUAACUGCUACUGGAUCUGCAUGUAUUGCUGCUUUAUCAGUCGAGAGAUAUCUUGUUAGCAAUGAUCUACAUGUGGAGUUCCGUCAGCUAACUUCACUUGUUUUUCAUGAUUCUGUAUUACGGCCUCCAACACAAGAGGUUAAGAAGGAACCAACUGACAGAGACGUUCAAGAGGGCUUUGACAUUACACUUACAAAGCAUAAGGGCCAAUACGCUCUGCGAAAGUUGUACCAUGAAAGUCCACGGCUCAUAUGUGUACUAUAUACAGCACCAACUUGUGGUCCGUGUAGAACUUUAAAGCCAAUUCUUAGCAAGGUGAUUGAUGAAUUUGAUCAAAAUGUGCAUUUUGUUGAAAUUGUUAUGGAGGAAGAUCCAGAAAUAGCUGAAGCAGCCGGAAUUAUGGACAAGGACCUGCUCAGAACUGUAUCUGGAGUCAAAAUGAAGAAAGUACAGAGAAUUCAUUGAAGCAAAUACAUGAGAGGGUAUUCUAAGCAAUGAAUUUGCAGUUGCCAGCAGUUUGUCAUUCAAUUUUGUUCCUAGCAAAGGGUUAUAGCCAAAUAAUGCAUUAUAAUUCUUACGUCGAUACUUUGUAUUGUUAAACACUGCAGUGUAGAUUAUACAUGCAGACCUUCCAAAGCAAUUUUAAAUAUAAAAUUCCAUUUUUGUAUUUCA
Molecule: messenger RNA, 1233 nt
Organism: Hevea brasiliensis (rubber tree)
Lineage: Eukaryota; Viridiplantae; Streptophyta; Magnoliopsida; Malpighiales; Euphorbiaceae
Exons: 9
Coding region: 1-1026 (341 amino acids)
Source: RefSeq, a predicted model, not a curated record